Phanerochaete carnosa HHB-10118-sp is the source of this 776-nucleotide messenger RNA. RefSeq lists its product as uncharacterized. The record is from RefSeq and is a predicted model, not a curated record. Gene Ontology annotation, cellular component: membrane; cytoplasm; mitochondrion. Bases 84 to 683 code for a protein of 199 amino acids. The transcript has 10 exons. Lineage: Eukaryota; Fungi; Basidiomycota; Agaricomycetes; Polyporales; Phanerochaetaceae.
ACUAUCACAUCGUGAGGGUGGACACCAAAGGCAGCGAAACCGCCAAAAAAAAUCGAGACACCUGCCCCCAGCUCACCACAGCAAUGGCCUCCGUUCUCAGGGCGUACAAUGCAUUCCUCCAGCGGCGUCCCAUGGUUGGCCAGUGCGCGACUUCAGCAGUACUCUUCGGCGCGUCCGACGUCGUCGCCCAGCAGGCGGUCGAGAAGCGUGGACUCGCGAAACACGACUUUGUGAGGACGCUACGGUCGACGUUCUACGGAGGAUGUCUCUUCGGCCCUGCGGUCACGAAAUGGUUUGCAUUCCUCAACCGCCUCCAGUUCGCGUCGCCGAGGAGGGCGGUCCUCUAUCGGGUCUACAUGGAUCAAUUUAUGUUUGCGCCGAUUGUCAUCGGAUUUUACUUUGGCUCAAUGACUUUGCUCGAGGGCAAAGGCGUUUCUGAGGCGACGACUCGCAUCGAGAAGAACUAUGUGUCGACCGUCAUGCGUAACUGGAUGGUCUUCAUACCAACGCAGCUCGUCAACUUCGGACUGGUGCCGCACCACCUUCGGGUGCUCACAGUCGGCGUCGUGUCUCUCUUCUGGAACACCUACCUGAGCAUCGUGAACAGCGGCUCGCAAGCGUCCUCAGAAGACACCGCGGCUGAGCAGGCCGAGAUGGGUGCACUCGUGAAGGUGCCUACCUGAGUGCUCUGCGCCGUUCAUGGCAUUUUUACACCAAAUUUAAUAUCAUCAGCAUGUGAGCAUGUAUUAGAAUUUAGACUAUAGAUUUUACUUCCG